AUGUGGAUGCUCAGUGAAUGUUUGGCCGGACGCGUUCCCUGGCAGGCGGAACAACAUAGCGCACACCGAGCUUAAGCUGCAGCGGGCAAGAGCCACGGCGGCCUUGGGGGCAGCUACAAAGGUGACACACGCAGGGUGAUCGUAUACGAAAUGGAGAACUUCCAGGGCAAGCGGUGCGAGCUCUCGGCUGAGUGCCCCAACCUGACGGAGAGCCUGCUGGAGAAGGUGGGCUCCAUCCAAGUGGAGUCUGGGCCGUGGCUGGCGUUCGAACGCAGGGCCUUCCGUGGCGAGCAGUUUGUCCUGGAGAAGGGGGAUUACCCUCGCUGGGACGCCUGGUCCAACAGCCACCACAGCGACAGCCUCCUGUCCCUCCGGCCCCUGCACAUCGAUGGCCCGGAUCACAAGCUGCACCUGUUUGAGAACCCAGCUUUCAGCGGCCGCAAGAUGGAGAUAGUGGAUGACGACGUGCCCAGCCUCUGGGCGCAUGGCUUCCAGGACCGCGUGGCGAGCAUCCGGGCCAUCAACGGGACGUGGGUUGGCUACGAGUUCCCCGGCUACCGUGGGCGCCAGUACGUGUUCGAGCGGGGUGAGUACCGCCACUGGAACGAGUGGGACGCCAACCAGCCGCAGCUGCAGUCUGUGCGCCGCAUCCGGGACCAGAAGUGGCACAAGCGGGGCUGCUUCCUCAGCAGCUGA
This is a messenger RNA of Puma concolor (puma), 696 nucleotides long. Lineage: Eukaryota; Metazoa; Chordata; Mammalia; Carnivora; Felidae. The record is from RefSeq and is a predicted model, not a curated record.